Xiphias gladius (swordfish) is the source of this 4373-nucleotide messenger RNA. RefSeq names its product zinc finger and BTB domain containing 22b (gene zbtb22b). Gene Ontology annotation, molecular function: RNA polymerase II cis-regulatory region sequence-specific DNA binding; DNA-binding transcription factor activity, RNA polymerase II-specific; protein binding. The record is from RefSeq and is a predicted model, not a curated record. NCBI's taxonomy places the organism in Eukaryota, Metazoa, Chordata, Actinopteri, Istiophoriformes, Xiphiidae. Gene Ontology annotation, biological process: regulation of transcription by RNA polymerase II.
UAAACAGGCAGGACAAGCCGCCUUCAGCUCGGCCGGACGCGGCGCUUCGAGAGGCUGCACCGUCGACUGAAACGAUGCAGUCCCUGCCCAUGGAAGUGGGCAGCAGCAGCGGCGGCGGCGGCGGCCCAGCUCCCAGCGACACAUCUGGCUCGAUGGUGCAGGUGUGCUUCCCCAGCGCCCAGGCCUCGGUGCUAGACAGCCUGAACCGGCAGAGAGAGGACGGCAGGCUCUGUGACCUCUCCAUCCAUGUCCAGGGACAAGUGUUUAAAGCCCACCGCUGCGUCCUGGCCGCGUCCUCGCCCUACUUCCAUGACCAGGUACUACUGAAGAACAUGUCUACAGUCUCCAUCCCAGCAGUGAUGGACCCGCUGGCGUUUGAGAGCGUGCUGAGCUGCGCCUACACCGGCCGGCUGCGGAUGCUCCGCGAGGACAUCGUCAACUACCUCACGGUGGGAAGCGUCCUGCAGAUGUGGCACAUCGUGGACAAGUGCACCGAGCUGCUGAAGGAGGGCCGAGCUGCGAGCGGCGGCGGGAACAGCGGAGGAGGAGGCGCGCAGGACCGGGCCGGCGCGGGCGGAGGUGCGGGGUCAGCGAACCCCGGGUGCAGCAGCAGCAGCAGCAGCAGCAGCAACGGCGACGGCGGCGCAGUGUGGGGUGGUGGUCAAGCUCAGGUCGCCCAGGUCCAGCGCAGCAGCAGCCUCCCAACCCAGCAGCCCAGCCGCAGCAGCAGCAGCAGCAGCAGCAGCAGCAGCAGCAGCAGCAGCCCCAGGCAAAGCGGGCGCAGCACUGCAGCCGCUGCCGCGGGCGGAGGCGAACAGCUACAGCACUGCACCAGGAGGAGGAGGGAGGAGGCCUUUCUGAUUGAGGAAGAGGAGGAGGAAGUGGAGGAGGAAGAGGAGGAGGUGCUGUACCACCAAAGGAAGCGAGGAAGAGGAGGAGGCAGCGGCAGGAGGAAGAAAAUGAGCUCGGCGGCAGAGCAGGAAGUCGGGGUCAGCGACAGCUUUGGUGUCUCCUCCUAUCAGGACGGGGAGGACUCAGCGUUGCCACCGCAGAAGCGUCCCACCUACAGCCAGCCUAGCAUCAUGCCUCGCAAGCAGUGGGUGGUGGUGAAAACCGAACGCACGGAGGACGACGACCUCAUCGUGGUGUCCGGGGAGGAGGGAGGAGAGGACGAGGAGGACGAGGAUGAGAGGGAGGUGGAGCUGGCCAGAGAGAGGGAGAGAAGCGACUUCAACAUCUCAAACGUUAGGAGCCUCUCGGCCGAGCUGGGGGGCCGGGCUGAGAACGACAUGGACUCACAGAUGGACUACUGCCAGUCUUCAGAAGACUACCUCAAGUUUGAAGGCAGUUUAAUGGACCAGACGUUAGCUCAGCACCUUCACGACAGCGCUGCGGGUCAGAGCCAGGGCGCUAACCGCGCCGUGUCAGCUCUGCUGGGCCAGGUUCAGUCUGCAGCCACGGCCCGGGCCCAGCUCUUCCCCCUGGACAUGCAGGGGAACCAGAUCCUCCUCUACAGCCAGGCCUCCGGACUCUCUCUGGACGCUGCUGCCCCUCCCCUGGGGAUGGCAGGUGGUAUGAUCGGAGCGGCCUCUUACAAAGGUCCCGGUCUGGAGCACGGUGCGGUCCACCUGUCGAUGCAGGGCGGCCUGGGAGUCGACGGCAUGGACGGCGGGGCCAUCGGAGGCGGAAGCGGCGGCGGCAGCGGCGGUAGCACCGGUGGCACCGGGGCUUCAGGCAAAGUGUUCAUGUGCCACUGCGGCAAGACGUUCACCCACAAGAGCAUGAGGGACCGGCACAUUAACAUGCACCUGGAUCUGAGGCCUUUCCACUGCCCCGUCUGUGCCAAGAAGUUCAAGAUGAAGCAUCACCUCACAGAGCACAUGAAGACGCACACGGGCCUCAAGCCGUACGACUGCCUCGGCUGUGGCAAGAAGUUCAUGUGGCGCGACAGCUUCAUGAGGCACCGUUCGCACUGCGAGAGGCGCAGCGGGCUGGGGGAGAGCGCUGGGGGUGGGGGCAGCGGCGAGGGAGGCAGAAGGGGGGGAGGCGGAGGUGAGGACGCCACGGAUCUGAUUUCCUCCCCUCACCUCCUCCUCUCUGCGGGUGAGGGAGGUCAGGGUAAUGUUCCGGGAGGAGGCGGGAGAGGAGGAGUGUCCGUCUCCUCUGUUCUGUCACCGCAGCACGGCGGCGUCCCCGCCACGGGGAGUAGCGGCGGCAACAGCAGCGUGAGCAACAGCAGCGGCGGCGUUGCUCUGAGCAACAACGUGGCCGCCGCAGGGGCGCUUCAUGGGGUCGUUUCUCAGAGUCCAGGUCAGGGUCAGGGAUCUGGGAUCUUUGGCGGUCUAGGGUUGGGUCGGAGUGUGUGUGAGGAAGACGUGUGUGAAGUCGGUGCCAACGACAGCAGCGUGACUUAAACCAAAAUUGUGUGUCGUGUCCAACGGGCGCCUCCGGGUGGGGCUCCUGGUUCCUGCCGCUGUUUUGGAGAAAUGUCGUAAACACGGUUUUCCUCUGAAACCAUUUUUACUGCCAACACUCAGCGUUUCAAGCGGGGGAGCGCGGACUUUGUCAAGAGCGGGCAAAACAGUCGAGGCUCCCGUUGGACACGCAACCCAAAGAACCCGCAGGUGUUUACACAAAAACUUGGACUUGGCGGUGGGAAGUUUCACAAAUACACUCGUGGUUAUCUGCAGCUCUUGCACCGCAAAGACUGUAGGAGACUUGCCUCCGAAAAGUGGCCUCAUAAAAUAAUGGACCUUUUGUCUCAGUGAGUAAGCUAUCGAUUUAAAUAUCUAAGAUGUUAUUAAAGUUUAUUUUUUUUGGUUUUGUGGAAGAAUGCGUGUGCGUUUCGAGAGGAAACCAAAAAUGAGAAGACAGUGCUUCACUAACUGUUCCCUUCUGUGGCAACAUUAUAGUAUCAGUAGAGUAGAAAAGUGGCUGUUCUAAAUUGCUGUGAUUUUCUGCAGUAUUGUAUCGUGAUUUAUUGCUGUAAUCAGAUAAAAAACACAAAACUGCAAGAGAGUGUAGAAAUGAAGGGAAAGGUGACAUUUACAUGGUGAAACCUAGGUUUCUUUUGAAAAGAGGCACAAGGAUUUUAACAGACUUCGUAGCGUGCGCUACGUUUCAUUUUCCUCUAUGUGUUGAAUUGCUUGUCUUUAGAGUUCCAGUAUUUUCCACUGGUGUCUUUUUUUGUUCUUGCAACCCUUUUAAAAGCAUCGGUGAGUCACGCGGGUCCCGACCUCCCAGGAGCUCGUAAAUGUCGAGGGAAAUCUUGUCUCUUCGCCGGUGACGGGAGCUAGGCGAGCGUUUCCCCUCUCUGUUCGUGUUUAUCAGCGGUGGUUUUGGUUUUCGGUCCCACAACCUGUCCUUGCUUUGGACCUGGAUGUGAGUGUGGUAGUGGUCCAGGCGGUUCUUUUGUGAAGAAGGCGCUGGUUCGACGCUUAAGUCCAGACUGACCCAGAUUGAGGCAGGUCCGCAGUGCUUCUGAUUUCACUUUUUGGAACUAUCUGAAGAAAACUUUUAUCCCACAAAAACUGACUUCUCAAACAUCCUGAAUAUCGUGUUUCCUAAAUACAAUUGAUUAAAUUCAUAAAAAAUAAAAGUGAUCAAACCGACCGAGUUGACGGACGGAAAGUUGUUGACAAUUUUGAGGCUCAAAUUAUCAAGUGAAAUGACUAAACCCCAAGUAAUGGUAGCCAUGUUUUACCGCUGCUGAAUAAAUAUUUGGGCAGCGCUAGUGCCAGUUUACUCGUGGGAGGUCAGGGCUCGAAGUUCGUCUUUGUUUACUCCCCAUAAAAACAAAAAUGAACUUCCUCUCAAGAUGCCUAAUCGAAACACAGCUAAGUUUGUUUACUUUGAACCUGGUAGAAAUGUAAACUCCUGCUUUCUCUUCUCCAGCUCUCCGCUUCCCACACACACCAUGUCCUGGCUUUCGGACCCCGCUGAGGUUAAAGUACGCUAUUGGUCCUGUGCUGUGGCUACACUGGGGCUGCUGUAGUCGUGAUACAAUAUCGGCGCUCUGUGGCGCAUCGAGGGACGGGGCCAAUGCGUAUACAUCUUAGCAUUAAAACACAGAAUAGGUCUUCUUUUGCGUUUGCCGUCGAAAUUAUUUCGAAACGAAUUAUUUGUUCUUCCUGCCGAUCGUUCUAGCGGAAAUGCGGAACGUGCAGCGCCGACAUGAUUCGAAAAACCAACACCUUUUGAAAAAGCUACCGUGUGGAUAAGCAUACUUGUACCAUGGAAAAUACCCAUUUCUGAUUGGCUGGCAGGGGUUCAUGAAAACCUCGUAUUGGGACGCCUUAACCGUAGUUUAGGUCAACAGUUGACUCGUCAUUAGAUAUUAGUGCACAGGUCGUAUAUUAAACUGCAGGUAACCA